AUGUCGUGGCGUCAGCUGUUCGCCAGGUGAUGAAUUUGGCGGGAAACCGGCGCGCGGAUUCGCGAGCCGACAUUAUGGCACCGGACUCCCGGCGACAGGAUGAAGCGUGCGUCCACGAGCGAUCCCGGACACCGAAGCCGAUUCUCCCGCACAGCGGAUCCGUCCCGCGGCGUCGACGAGUCUGCCCGCCUUCUCUCCACCAUCGCGAUGACGACACGUGCCACCCGCCUCGGCAGGAAAGAGGUGCCCGAGGAAGCCGCGAAACUGCGUCGCUCGCCGCGGAACCUGCCGCAACAUCUAAAGAAGAAGUUGGAGCAGCCGAAACCCGAAAGGGAGCCCGACGUCAACACUUUGCCUGCGAUUGUCUUCAAGGGACGCAUUCAGUACGCUGACGACUUCUUCAGCUGUGCCCAGAUCUGUGACGAUCUCAUACAAGAAGUGAGGCGCAGCGAGAGGGAGAUCGUACCGGUAGGCUUCGAUCUGGAGUGGCCGUUCAGCUUCCAAACUGGCAGCGGGAAAACGGCACUGGCGCAGAUUUGCCUGGACAACAGUGUGUGUUAUCUCUUGUACGUCUACUCGCUGAGGAAGCUCCCGGCUGCGUUCGUCGAACUCCUGUGUCACCCGAAGGUCAAGCUCGUCGGUGUCAAUAUUAAAAACGAUGUGAGGAAGCUCGGGAGAGAUUUCAAAGAGUUUCCUGCUCAAAAAGUGGUAGAGAAUAAUUGUCUGGACUGCGGGCCCUACGCUAAUCAAGUCUUGAAUCGAUCCUGCCGUUGGAGUUUGGAAAGAUUGACCGCUUACUUGUUGAAGAAGAAAAUCAGCAAAGAUCCCAAGGUGCGAAUGAGCAGGUGGCAUGUGCAACCCCUCAGUGACGCCCAGAAAAGUUACGCAGCCACGGAUGCUUAUGUGUCUCUUCUGCUUUACACUACAAUUCACGAGAAAACUGUCGCCAUAGAGAAGGAGAAUCAGAAUGUCGAGAACCGAUUGAAUCCUUCAAUCUAACGAAAUUCUCG
Molecule: messenger RNA, 1010 nt
Organism: Vollenhovia emeryi
Lineage: Eukaryota; Metazoa; Arthropoda; Insecta; Hymenoptera; Formicidae
Gene: WRNexo
Product: Werner Syndrome-like exonuclease
Exons: 7
Coding region: 100-999 (299 amino acids)
Biological process (GO): nucleobase-containing compound metabolic process
Molecular function (GO): 3'-5' exonuclease activity; nucleic acid binding
Source: RefSeq, a predicted model, not a curated record